Molecule: messenger RNA, 357 nt
Organism: Solanum dulcamara
Lineage: Eukaryota; Viridiplantae; Streptophyta; Magnoliopsida; Solanales; Solanaceae
Exons: 1
Coding region: 1-357 (118 amino acids)
Biological process (GO): chromatin remodeling
Cellular component (GO): nucleus
Source: RefSeq, a predicted model, not a curated record
AUGGGUAGGUAUGAAGCUAGAGAUAUUGACGGAUUUAAGUUGUGGUACUCAGGAGGCUCAAGGGAUAAAAAUGGGGUUGGUAUUCUAGGAGACGGGGACCUUAGAGAACAAGUGGUGGAGGUUAGGAGAAUCAAUGAUAGGAUGAUAAAAAUUAAGCUAGUCAUUGGUGGGGUGAAUGUGAAUAUUAUUAGUGUUUAUGCCUCCUAUGUGGGCCUGAACAAGGAGGUCAAAAUGCUCUUUUGGGAGGAGUUGGACAAGGUAGUGAGAGGUAUACCGAACUCUGAGAAGAUUUUCAUCAUUGGAGAUUUUAAUGGCCAUAUCGAGGCAAUUUCAAGUGGAUUUGAUGAUGUACAUUGA